Molecule: messenger RNA, 1300 nt
Organism: Abrus precatorius (Indian licorice)
Lineage: Eukaryota; Viridiplantae; Streptophyta; Magnoliopsida; Fabales; Fabaceae
Product: protein WALLS ARE THIN 1-like
Exons: 6
Coding region: 89-1252 (387 amino acids)
Cellular component (GO): plasma membrane
Molecular function (GO): transmembrane transporter activity
Source: RefSeq, a predicted model, not a curated record
CUCCUCUUCACCACUUUAAUACUAACCAAGACUAGCAUCUAGCUAGACCUCAAUUAUUCGGUUAGGUAAUACUAGUUCUUGUUGUUCAAUGGCUGAUUCAGGCUCAGCCUCUUCUGAGAGAAUGUGGUGCUCCAUCCCUGAAAGAAUUCAGCUGCAUGCGGCCAUGUUGGCCCUGCAGUUUGGCUAUGCUGGCUUCCAUGUGGUCUCAAGAGCUGCCCUUAACAUGGGCAUUAGCAAACUUGUUUUCCCAGUCUACCGCAACAUUAUUGCUUUUCUUCUUCUCGUUCCUUUUGCCUACUUCUUGGAAAAGAAGGAGAGACCUGCCCUUACCUUAAAACUCCUCUUAAACUUCUUUCUUCUGGCGCUUGUCGGGAUUACAGCCAACCAAGGUUUCUACUUGCUUGGCUUGGACAACACAUCCCCAACCUUUGCAUCAGCCAUUCAGAACUCAGUCCCAGCCAUUACAUUUCUCAUGGCAGCCAUACUGAGGAUAGAGCAAGUGCGGCUGAGGAGAAAGGAUGGGAUAGCAAAGGUGGCAGGAACGGUAUUCUGUGUGGCUGGGGCAACGGUGAUUACACUUUACAAGGGUCCAACAAUAUAUAGUCCAACUCCACCUCUAAACAGCAAUGAAGAAGUAGUAUUUGACUUUAGCACACUCUCGCUGGGCGAUGCAAAGGGCAAGAACUGGACCCUUGGUUGCCUCUACCUGAUAGGGCAUUGCUUGUCUUGGUCUGGUUGGCUUGUGUUGCAAGCACCUGUCCUCAAGAAGUACCCUGCUCGCCUCUCUGUCACUUCCUAUACAUGCUUCUUUGGACUCCUCCAAUUCCUUGUCAUUGCUUUGAUCGUUGAAAGAGAUUCUCAAGCUUGGAUUUUCCAAUCUGGUAGUGAAGUUUUCACUAUUUUCUAUGCGGGAGUGGUGGCAUCCGGAAUUGCCUUCGCUGUACAGAUAUGGUGCAUCGAUAGAGGUGGUCCUGUGUUCGUUGCCGUGUAUCAACCUGUUCAAACUCUUGUUGUCGCUAUUAUGGCUUCCAUUGCUUUAGGCGAAGAGUUCUACUUAGGCGGGAUCAUUGGGGCAGUGUUGAUCGUUGUGGGACUUUACCUAGUCUUGUGGGGUAAAAGUGAAGAGAAGAAGUUUGCAAAGGAACAAGUUGCAAUUACAUCCACUCCGGAGCAUAGCAACAUAAGGACCGCAAGCCAUGCCAAAACAUCACUUAAUCAACCUCUUCUCCCUUCAUCAACGGAAAAUGUGUGAUCAAGAAAACUCCAACUUCAAGCUGGUGAAGCAUUUUCUCGGAGAGAG